Messenger RNA from Cuscuta campestris, 1279 nucleotides. The record is from the annotation of a GenBank genome assembly. Lineage: Eukaryota; Viridiplantae; Streptophyta; Magnoliopsida; Solanales; Convolvulaceae.
AUCAAUCCGUAACCACUGCUUAAUGGCCUCCCAAACCUGCUUUGAGAUUACACACCCAAAAAACAAAUGAUCAAUGUCCUCAAGGGUAUCCCCACAGAGGGUACACUCCAUAGGCAGGCCCAGAAACUCUAAAUUUGAUUUAGUGGGCAGCCUCCUCCUAAAUACUAGCCACAUCGUAAAGGAGCAUUUAGGAGGAAUAGUCGAGUGCCAAAUAAAAGCCAUCCAAGGCUUGGGGUUGGCCUUCACCCUAAGCAAAUCAUACACCUUGCUCGGAACAAGACAUGAACUUCACCCGGUUCGUCAACCUUGAUGAGGAUGAUGAUGAAGUCCUCCAUGUCGACCAGCCUUCUUUCUCUAACCCUGCCUCCCCUUUCCAAGUGCCUGAAAAGGAAGGGGUCACUGCUGCCCGGUGCACCCCUCUACACGAGCUCAUCCGGGAUCAGAAGAUGAAGUCCCCUUCGGCCACCAAUCCGUCCGAGGGAGACCGGGCUGACUCCCCCCAAGUCCCGGUCAAGGCUAAAUCAAAAGGGACCGGCACGUCUUCCUCCCGUGCCCAAGGACACAAAAGGAAGGGCUCUCAUAAGAGUUCCAAGGGGGGCAAGAGGCAGAAGAUCGGGUCGCUUGACCUAGAGGGGGAGUCCGUUGAAGAGGACUUCGUAGCCUUGACCAGAAGACUCCAAAAGGUUGGAGUCAUUUCUGACGAGAUUGGCCAGUCACUCCUCGAGCCAACCAACCAGGCCUCUCAGCUGAAUCUCUUGCUUGACUCGGCCAAAUCAGAGAUAAAUGACCUGGUCGAGAGGGAGAGACUGUUAGAAGUAGAGUUGAGGACUGAGAAGGCCAAGCUUGGGGAGGAAAGGGCAUUGCUGGAGGAAGAGAGGGCCAGGUCUGCCCGGUUGGAGGAGGAAGGGAAGAGGAAAGUGGCUGAGCUUGAGGAUGCGUUGGCCCAAGCUGAAGAAACUGCCCGGUCAAAGGAGGAAGCCUUUCCUGAUGAUGCUGCGAAGUGGGCCGCCUGCCACCACACUGAAGUUGCCCGGUCCAUUAUCACCAAGCCGGAGGAUACCAUGGACUUUUUCAAGACCAUGUAUAAAGAACCGGAAGGCAAGAGGAUGAUAACUAAGAUCGGUUCAUACGGUUUCCAGUGUGGUUAGAAGGAAGAGACGUCCCUUCUCUAUGCCAGGCUCCAAAAGAGGGAUCCCUCAUUUAACCCAGCCAAGAUGAAACUCCCGGCUUUAUACAAGGAAGAGCCAGCUCCCCCCUUUCCCCUAGAGUAGGUUAGGGU